This is a messenger RNA of Priapulus caudatus, 1722 nucleotides long. RefSeq lists its product as uncharacterized. Bases 171 to 1181 code for a protein of 336 amino acids. The record is from RefSeq and is a predicted model, not a curated record. NCBI's taxonomy places the organism in Eukaryota, Metazoa, Priapulida, Priapulimorpha, Priapulimorphida, Priapulidae. The transcript is spliced from 10 exons.
UCUCGGAUACCAUCCCCUGAUGCGGCACCGGGUAGCAAGCGCAUAGAUGACCCCAUACUGACAGCGACGACACAGCACGGACAUUCUUCUGCGACACCGCGUGGUUAAUAUAUCGGCAGUAUUAGCAGUGGUAGUAUCGCCGCCGCGCGUGAACAGGGACAUACGUGUUAAUGACAGCUUCGGACGAGUUGGCAAUCACAGAUCCUCUCCCGAGCAUGGGGUUCUUAAAUAAUGGCGAGCGGAUGACGGCGAUAGCGAUGUUGCUUGUCGGUGCGGUGGCACUGAUUGCUCUCGUACUUGGAGCCGUCAGUCUAUCCCGAGGGCCGGCGCAGAUCAACAUUAAUGGUCAGGGAACGACGCCGGGCGGAGCUGGAACAGCAGCCGCCUACACAGGCACGGGUGGCGGCGUCGCAGUCUCGUACGAUAAGCUCUGGAUGUUUGCUAUCGGCCACGACUUCUCGCCGUACGAAUACCAAAAUGAUCAAGGCUACACUCAAGGCUUCAACGUGGACCUUAUUGAUGCAGUUUGUAGGGAAGCCGGGGUUAAGUGCUCAACGGUAUACGAUGACUACAACAACUGUUGGAACGGAGUGCCAGGAAAGCAUCCGCUACCGGGGCCAGGACUAAUGGGUCGCUGGUACGACGCCUGCACGGGCUGGUCGCAGCAUGCUUCCCGCCUCAACAGCGUUGGCUUCACAAACCCGUGGACGGGCACCGGCAAGCCGAGUUUCAUGAUCUUAAAAAACAACCCGGACGGAUUCAAUAAUCGUGACGUCACCGGAAAGAAGAUCGGAUUUCUCGAUGGCUGGAUUGGCGACGAAAACUGCCUAACACGCCAGACUGCUAUUAGCGGAAACCAGCUAACCCUUGGUCAGAUCAAACACUAUAAGGAUCUUGCUGACGCGAUGAAAGCCAUGCAGUCUAAAGAGAUUGCUGCGUUGUUCCACUCCACCGGAAUCACGUAUGAUCAGGCAAGAUACGAGUUCAUAGGAGUGGAAAGCGACUACACCUCGUGUACAAUCGCUGGUCUGUCGAUGAUGACCAGGAAGGACAGCGCGCUGGCAAUGUGGUGGAACCCCGCCUUCGGAAGGAUAAAAGAGAAAGGAAUAUUCCAGAGGAUAUGUGAAGAUGCCACGAAGAAUCACAUUAAAACCGACGAGAAUAUUGCCUGCAUUCAAUAGACAAGAUGCGUCCGUAACGCAUCACAGCAGUAGAGAGGAUGGUACCUUCCAAAAUCGGAGAUGGCGUCGUAUUUUUAAUUCCACGUGGGCAUCUUUCUGAGACUUCACUUCAUAUAUCCUCGGCUGGCUGGGCGCUAAAUGAGUAGUCAGAAUUGUAAAAAUGUAGAACUAUUAGAAGACAACGCCAUCGAUAACAUGAAAUCAGAUAGAAAUAACUAUAGAAUUGCACUAAUGUUCAAGUAUUAACGUCACACGGAAAAUUGUUCGAAUAUAUCAAACGCGUUUUUUUUCAAAUAUAGAGUUUUAUUUUCCUGAGCUGUUGUAUUGUUAAAAUGUUAAAAUUUACCGUAUUGUGAAUGCCACAUUUGUCUAAAAUCGUGGUAUUGUUAAUUAAUCAAAAACAUUGCAUAUGUUGACAUUAAAUGCUCUGUCUGAAAACGUUGCGAAGGUGCGAGAAACUCAUAUUUAUGGGCCUUUAUAUCUUAAUUGUAGUUCGUUUAUCAUGUCAGGAAAAUAAAAAUAAAAACGAUAACUGAAACUA